CAGUCCCCAUUGUUCAAAAAAUCUUUUCAAUACCCACCCAUCCGCCCUCCCCAUGGGGGGAGCCAUGGCAACUGGUAUAAACUUGCAGCUUCCUUCCUAGGUUUGGUGUUACUGAAACUUGGGUGUCGCUUCAGCUAUUCAUUGCAGUAUCAAAAAUCUUGUAGUUUGUGUAAUAGUUCCAGCUACAUGGAGGACGAUUCAGUAUUACUGAAAAGCCAGGGAAAGACAGAGUUUCCAAAGUUCAGCUGCAUCUGUGAGCUCUGCAAUUGUGGGCGUCACAAACAUCACAAGGGCUGCAGAAAGAGGAAUGCAGAAACAAGGAUUAUCUGGGGUUCAGACAGCUGUCUGCUCAGCCAUUACACAGCCACCUUCACCUGGCCCCAUAAGAGAAAACGAAGCAGCAGGAGACCCCAGCUCUCACAGGUCCUGCUGGCACAGUCUCCAACCAAUCAGCAGGGCGGUCAAUACCUCUCCAAUCCUACAUUCAGGCAGACACCAAGGCUUGUGGCUAGAGGUUCCCCAAAGCUGUUACAAGCACCUUACCUUCAGAAUUUGACUAGCCCUCCUGUACAGUCAGCUGUGCCAGACACCACCACCCUUCAGCAAACCUCUGACCAAGAUGCAGUCAGACGUAAAGCCACCACCACAAGCUACCAGCAGCACAAGCGGGCAGCAUACUCACACUCAUUCCCCAGGCUGGGGGAGUUGCCUGCUGUUAUAGGCUCUGUACUCUACCCAGACCAGAGGGAGAAGAUGGAAACAACAACCAAUCGGGAGUUUGUCCCAAAAACAGGCGGCAGACCAGAGAGGAAACAGGUGGUACAGUGCAACCUAAUGCUAGAAGGAGAGCGAAACUUGGCCACGACACACCGUCAGGAAUUCAAGCCAUAUCCUCUAGAGGGUGCUCCUGUGGCAAGACAGCAAUCAGCUCUUAUGAAAGAGGAAGAGGUAUCAAGCAAAGGGGUGCCAAUGGAAUCUGUCACGCGAUAUAGCCAUGAUUUCCCCUCACGCACCUGCCUGCCCAAACGAAGAAACCCUGUCCGACCCCACCCCGACAACCUCAUGAUCAAUCCAGCACUGAGGACUGAAUUUAGGACAGUCCAAAUGGAUACUUAUCCUGGCUGGAACACCUUGGAACACCGCAGACCAGCCCCAGCCAAGCUCAGAGAGGAGCUCUCUGUUAGAAGCAGUGAUCACCAUUUCCAAGGGGAUACUGUUACAAAGCUGGAUUUCCAGCCCCUUCCUCUCCCCAGCUCUCGCCAUAAGCCACAGCCCCUGAUGCCUACACUGAAACCCCUGCAGGGGCUGUUUGAUGACCGGACUGCCAACAAGGAGUUCUUCAAGGACUGGGGGGUCUGCAGGCGGGUUCGCCAUGGUGACCGAUAUGAUGGGUUGACCUAUCUGAAGCCUACAGGCAAGUUUGAGGGCGAAACAACAAACUCUCAGACAUUCUUCCAGAAAAAAGUGGAGAGGGUGAGGAAUUGUAAGCCUGAGCAGAGACUGGAAGAGGACCGGGGAGAGCAUACCUUUGCCACAGAGCACAGAGAAGCCUACAGGCCACUCAGCCUCCCAGUUUGCCAGCUGCAGCUGUAUCUGGAACAGAAUCCACCUACCAGUCAGGGACAACCAAAGCCAUCUGCUGUCGAGACCUAAGAACUACAAGCAACACCAGUGUCUUUUAUCUUCAGUUUUCUCAGGGCCAGAUUGAAUAAGAAAACAAUUGCUGCGCAAAACCGUUCACUGUAUUGUGCUGUGUUAGGUGUGUUGCGGCCAGAGAUACCGACACAUUAAUGACCAGUUAACAAAGAAUGUUUCUAUUUACGCCGUUAAAUAAACGCCCUCAUUUGCAAUUUUGCGGUAGGAGACACCCAUAAAAAGGGUCAGUAACAAUAUUGCAUGCUUACACCUCCAGAUUACGAGGCACUAAGAAAUGAGUACGCAGCAACCAAGCACGUUGAAGCAAGGAAAAGAAAACUUAAAUUUACACAUCAGAAACUUUUGGUAAUGGUCAACAAGACAGCAAGAGCUUCACACCAUAUUACAGCAUAGGAAUACACCCCAGGAGAAGAUGAGGAGGACAAAAAUUUACAAAAUGAAUCCUUUCGGUACAAUAAAAUGAACAGUAGGGGAUGUAAAAAAAAAAUCCCUAAGAGGGCAAAAGUGGAUAGCUAGCUAUAUUACAUCUUGGUAGCUGUACAUAUACAAAAAUGCAUUUAUGGGUAAGUUUGUUUAUUAUUUAAUCUGAAUUAUGCACAUAGUAAAGUUAGGCAUUCGUGGAAUAUGAAUACGUAAAGUUAUUGUAUCCAGUUGUGUGGGAAUGGAGUCACUUGAAGUCGGUCAAUGUCUCGUUAGCCGCCGGUGUGGCAUGAACAUCAAACUAAUGUAACCAAACUAGGUUACAUUGGUUUGGUGGCCUAGCCUCUUUAAGGUCUAGCUGCAGCAGAUUUGAAUGACACUUUCCUCAAAAUCAGCAACUUAUUACCCAAAAUCUGAGAGCUUACGCACACUAGACACUGGACUAGCAAAUGUUAACAUGGUGCACAAAUAGUGUAAAUUCAAUAUAGUCUCAACUACUGAGGCUGAAAAUAUGUCUAUGAAAAUAGUCAUUUGAUGCCAGGAUGAAAACCUUACCUGUGUAGAUGUUUAAAAGUUUUACUCUUUUUUUUUUUUUUUUUAAUUUUUGAGAAAAAAAGAAUAUAUAUAUGGCGGCUAUUCAUUCUCUGCCUCUGGAGUUAAGUGCAAGUUUUGUGGGUGACAUCACAAGGGCAAAAUAACAGGAAUACUGUAUAACGUUACAAGGAAAUUACAGUAAGGUAGGCUACAGUAGAACUUAUUGUGCUAUAAAAUAUUCCCACCUGUCUAGAAUUUCCACAGAAUGCCAUGCAAAUUACUGUAACAUACUAUAACCAACAAAUAUAGAAUUGUACAGUAGAUUUUACAGUACUGUACAGUAAAAACUACAACAUUCUUCUGUAUCGUGCCUAUAUCCUGGUGCUUUUCAGUUUUGAAUCUUCCCCUGCUUCUAAACUGGUAACAAAUUUACCUUCAUACUUAAUACACUUUAAUUCAACCAAUAAACCUUACACCUCUUCAUGAGGCUAGAAACGUAAAAGAUACUACGUUAGAGUUCAUUUAAGAUUUAGCUGUGUGUAUUGAUAUGGCUGUGUAGAAAUUACAAGACCUUUGUUUUAAAAUGAAUAAUAAAAAAAUAAAAAUUCCUGUGGUAUCAAACAUGAUAUCAAAUUGGGUAUUGAAACAAUUAUGUACCAACAUUUGCAAAUAAAACUCACAAAAAAUUUGAAAGAAGCUAAAGUUUGAAGUGAAAUAUAAACCUACAUAUUUGAUUUGAAAGUGCCUGUGAAUGUAGUUUUUAAGGUUCACCUUAUUGAUACACAGAAUUGAAGAGAUCGUGGUGCUUGUGGUGGCUUUCUGAACACUGGGAAGCUUCAGGACCAGGAACAUAUUCA
Molecule: messenger RNA, 3467 nt
Organism: Anguilla rostrata (American eel)
Lineage: Eukaryota; Metazoa; Chordata; Actinopteri; Anguilliformes; Anguillidae
Exons: 10
Coding region: 187-1653 (488 amino acids)
Cellular component (GO): cytoskeleton
Molecular function (GO): microtubule binding
Source: RefSeq, a predicted model, not a curated record